This is a messenger RNA of Carassius carassius (crucian carp), 4303 nucleotides long. RefSeq names its product high mobility group protein HMGI-C-like. The record is from RefSeq and is a predicted model, not a curated record. Bases 468 to 800 code for a protein of 110 amino acids. The transcript is spliced from 5 exons. Gene Ontology annotation, molecular function: transcription coregulator activity; DNA binding. NCBI's taxonomy places the organism in Eukaryota, Metazoa, Chordata, Actinopteri, Cypriniformes, Cyprinidae. Gene Ontology annotation, cellular component: nucleus; chromatin. Gene Ontology annotation, biological process: regulation of DNA-templated transcription.
CUCAUCCUCAUCCACAGUCUGUGGACUUAUUUCCGUGUGGGCAGCAGGGAUGCAUUUAAAAUGCCCCCAUUUUUUGACUUAAACCAAUCCGCGUAGAAAGCCGUUCCCCGCAAAUUCUUGAAUCCGCACUAGUGUGGAUUUGACAGUUCACUGUCACACUUCCCUCUGCGAAUGUCUCGUUCAAAUAGCAAUCGAUAACCGGGCUUAUUUUAUUACUAAAGCCACCCCCACUUAAUUCUACACAGGAGAUUUUUUUCCCUCAGCGUGUGUGAGCCAAAUUCUCAAACCAAGAGACAGCACGUGCUUCUCACAAAUUAAUACCGCGCUUUUAGUUUACAUUCUGCAUCCCCUUCAUGUGCACACCGAUUUUAAGCGCAUUGUUCUUGAUAAGCGCGCAUUGGUGAGCGCAAGACACUGACUGCAGGAACAGAACGUGCUUAAGACUCCGUUUGGAACUCACACACACGAUGAGCGCGCGCGGUGAGGAAGCCGCCGGCGAAGCUUCAGGAUCGCAGGAGCAAACCGAGCCCGAGCCUGCUCCUGCCGAGCCAAAGAAGAGGGGACCGGGUAGACCCAGGAAGCCGCAACAGGAACCCACAGGAGAGCCUGUCCCCAAACGACCGAGGGGACGCCCCAAAGGAAGCAAGAACAAGGGCCCAUCCAAAGCAGUGCAGAAGAAAGCUGAGACCACAGGGGAGAAAAGACCUAGAGGAAGACCCAGGAAAUGGCCACAGCAAGUGGUCCAGGAAAAGCCCGCUCAGGAAGAAGAAGAGGAGGAGGCGGAGCAAGAAGAGGACUAAGCAACCACAGGAUUUGACCUCUACCUCAUCCAGCUGUCAGCUCUCUCCAAGGGAAAAGACUGCCUUGACCACUCAUUAUUGCCUUCCCACUUUCGUUUGAUCAUUUUCGUUUGUUUAUUUUCAUUUUUCCUCAUUGGUUUAUUUGGGUUUGGUUUCGUUUUGUGAUCAACACACACAACACCUCAGAGCGUAACCCGAAAAAAAAGACGCAAAUGCAAACAAACAUCUUGCAGAUGACAAUUGGAGUCGCAUUGCUGUUUCCACUUCCCACAAAACUGCUGUAAGCACAAAGGUGCAGGGGUUAAACACACAAUAUGUGCUGCAGUGGUUCUUUGCACCACACACAUACACACACACACACACACUCUCUCUCUCUCUCUCUCUCUCUCUCUCUCUCUCUUGUUGACUGAUUUUCCAGGCUACAUUGGUGAAGAAGAAGGUGAAACAGUCUGGUUUUGUCAUUCAGCAUGUGGUGCUUCAUGUAUCUGGGUGGAGCUUUAAAUGGACACACCCAUUCACACAAGAACCCAAGUACCGACCCACCAAAGACCAUUUUCCCUUCUCUGUCCACUUAAUUGACAGUGAGCUUUAAAAGUAUUUGCCUUAAAACUGCAAACAAAGCCUAUUAGUUACUAUAACUGAUUUUGCAAGUGGAUACCUAAAAAUGAAUAUUCUGCCAUUAUUUACCCAGCCAAAACCCCUUUGUUUCUACUGUAGAACACAAAAGAUGACAUUCUGAAGAAUUUCUAAGCAGGUCUUUUCUGUAAAAUGAAGUGAAUGGUGACCACGGUUGUUGAGAAAGUAUUUCAGCUUAAAUUUCAAUUUAUUUCACACCCAAAGCUGCCAUAUGGUUUGAAAUAGUGUACCUUUUAAAGUGCUUUUUGGAGCCCUUGGUCACCAUUCACUUUCAUAAUGUGGAAAGGAGCAACUUGAACAUUCUUCAAAACAUCUGUUUUUUGUGUUUUAAAGAAGUAAGUUAGUUUGGAGCAUGUUAAUAAUGUCAGAAUGUUUAUUUUCGGUUAAAUUAUCCCUUUACUGUCGUACCCAUGUCCCUUGUGUCCUUGGUGGUGAUUUCUUUUCCAAACUGAUAACCGUGAACAUUAAAUGUCUCGUUGGGACACUGUUUUCAGCAUUACUGCAGAACGGUCAUUCUACUGUACAUAUCUUCGCGACUUCAGCUUUGCUUAAUUAACAUACAUGUACAUAAUUGUGUUUUUAUUUUCUUGUAUGACAUAGCUUUAAGAACAUAAUUUUUUGACAAAUUCAAUGAAAGGGAAAUCUAUCAACUCAGUCAAGACCUAAACCUCAAGAAACACCCAAACCACAGGAACAAAACCACACUAUACCUCAGUACACACAGAAAUACCUGAAUCACAGUAACAGCGUCAAAUGGUAUUUGGCGAAUCCUAAUGUAUGCCAGCGCUGUCACCAAUGCAAUGUCUUCUCACAGUUUCAAAGCUACCUCUGAUUUCUUCAACCAGCAAACCAGCUCAAAAAGACACGCGCUGCUAUAGAGUUCUCAUUACAAAGCAGGAGAUGGCAGCGAGUGCCAACAUUGAAAACAAACCUUGUCGUAAGGGCAGGCGAACACUCUGCAAAAGGUUUUUUUUUUGUUUUUGUGAGAGAGUCGGGCAGGUAAUUGAAUUCUGAGGUCUGUUGGUAGUCAUAUAUAGAACUAAUCAUGCAGCUAAGGGAAAACAAGUACUGUGUUUGUUCUAGUUCAUUUUCUUUUUUUCACAUUAGCAUAUAUCUGACAUUUGUAACUAGACACUCUGUCUCUGCAGCUGGGAUGUCUGUUUUACAUUUUUAACUUGAAUAUAUAUUUUGUACUGAUUACUCAAUGGUUUCUAAGGAUCCAGUGCUUGUAUGACACUAAAUGAUAUUGUUGCGAAUUAAUUUUUCUUUUCCUUCUCUGUUUUUCUUCCUCUCCACUGUUGCUCUGAAUUUGUAGUUUUAGUUAAUAUGUGCUAUUUAGAUAUGUACCUUAAAAAAAAAACAAGAAAAAAAUGGAUAAAAAUGGACUAAUAAUCAGCUGACAAAUACCUACCUCCAGUCUUGAAAACGGAACGAUUUUUUUUUUUUGCCUAGUUUCUUUCAGUACGAAUGUACUGAAAAAGACUUUAGGACUGCACAAGAUCCUGUUUUACAAAGUUUUAAAUUACAAAUUUGCUUCAUUUUAAUUCAGCUUGGGGAGAAGACGGCUAAGAAAGUAAUUACACACACAAAUACACAUCACAUAAAAAAACAAAAGAAACUUGAAACGUUCUUUCAGGUUUGAAAAAAUAUGUUCGGGUUUUGUAUACUGCAUAUAUGAAUAUGUUUUUGAAAAUUAGUAGAUAUUGAGAUAUACUUGAUUAGCAUUUUUUUGUGUACUUUACACAAAUGUGAUUUUCUUUUCUUUUUUUCAGAUGUAUAUGUAGUGCUUAUGUAGUGAAAGAAUACACAUUUUCAGCCUGUCACCAUGAAAACCUUACGAAAAGUUAGCAUGGUAAUCUCAACUGGGCCUGAGGUAGAGCCUCAGAGGAAGCUAAUGGAACUGUUGGCAUGCCCCUUGAACUUACAAUGGCAUGUAAUGGACCGUCUUUAUAUGCGGCAGCUUGGCUUUUGCCACAAACCAACAUUGAACGUUGCUCAAACACUGUAAUGCUACUACCUAAAUGGUUACAGUUCUUGUAAAAGUGUCAGUUUUUGAAUCGGACAGCUUCUUUACUCUCCUACGAGUUCAACAGAUGAAACAGUUGCUUGCUUAAGUGGAUGGAUGGCGGGUCUCGGCUCGACCUCAGCGGUUUUAAUGCUUUUUGUGAGACAUGCGCAUAAUGGGCGCUGAGGCGCACCGCUUUCAGCCCUCCUGAAACUUGGCAUUGUGUUCAUAUACUUCCUUUGUUGGUUUGAAUGUGUAUCCACAGGAGCCACUGUUCAUGUGCUUUCAGCUCUGGGUGUCUUAAUGAAGAGGAAGUUGUAUUUUCAUGAGAACAGGUUCUAGUACAAUCGAAUACACUUUUCUACCUCCAAGAGGGCCUCCUGUUACCUCAUUUUUCAAACUUACUAUCUGCUUAAAUUCAGGUGCCUGAGUCCAGAGAGAACGGCGUAAAGUUUAAAAUUUAUAUAUAAAUAUAUAUAUUCAUAGUUUUAUUUUUGUGUGUUUUGGGGGGAUUUUUUAUAUGACUGUACCUCUCUGUCUCUCAGUCACAGGUUAGGUAAGACUGGACAAUUUGACAUGUUUUUUAAACGCUGUCUUACAUUUAUGCAAUGUUUUGUAGUUUCUGCAGCUGUGGAGAUGGAAAAAUAUCACUAGGUGGUUACUCUCGGCUUUCUUCACUUGAUAUAACUUGUUUUCUAACAAUUAUGGCUGUUUCACUUAGUAUUUUUGGCUGUUUGUGAUUUCACUUAAAAUUGCUUGCUUGUUUAAAAAAAAAGGACAAAAAAGAAAACGUAUUAGAAAAAAAUGUCCUCUUUAUACGUAUCCACCUCUUUAUUUAGCACAAUAAAAAAGGUGCCUGUGA